This is a messenger RNA of Oncorhynchus tshawytscha (Chinook salmon), 1238 nucleotides long. Its product is annotated as antimicrobial peptide NK-lysin-like. The coding region runs from base 38 to 439 and encodes 133 amino acids. NCBI's taxonomy places the organism in Eukaryota, Metazoa, Chordata, Actinopteri, Salmoniformes, Salmonidae. The record is from RefSeq and is a predicted model, not a curated record. Gene Ontology annotation, biological process: defense response to bacterium; lipid metabolic process. The transcript has 5 exons.
CACGACUUUACUCUUCACAUCUCCACCACCACAAAUCAUGAAGACAUCUCUGGUCCUCCUUGCCCUCAGUCUGCUGGCUUGUUCAGUUUGGGAAAUCCAUGGGCAAUGCCAAGAGGUUGACCUUGAUGACCAGGAAGUACUGGAAGCAAAGCCGGAAAAGCGCAUGGAGCAACAGCUAAAGGGGACCUGCUGGGUGUGUAAGUGGGCACUGAACAAAGUGAAGAAAUCAAUCUCCACUUCCUCUAGCCAGGAGGAGCUAAAGCAGACGCUAUUGUCCGUUUGCGAUAAUAUUGGCUUCCUAAAAUCUGGGUGUAAAGGCCUGGUGAAAAAACACUUGUGGGUGCUGAUUGAGGAGCUUAGCACAAGUGAUGAUGUGAGGACCAUCUGUGUUAACAUUAAGGCCUGCAAACCAAAGGAAGUUUUGGACCUGAGCUACUGACCAAGCAGCCAGUAUCCAGAUUCCAAAGUGAGAAGAUGAUGUUCAGGUGUCAUGACAAUGCUAUGCUGCCAGCCUCUUGCUCUUUCUUUUUCAAACUAGUCACAACACAAACGUAUAAAUGGAUGAUGAAGUUGGAAUGAUUAUGUUCUGAAAUAAUGUUUUGGGAACAUGUCUUAUAAUUAAGCAAUAAGGCCAGAGUGCCUGCAGAGUGCCUGGAUACAGCCCUUAGCUGUGGUGUAACGGCCCUAUAACACAAACCCCCGAGUUGCCUUGUUGAUAUUAUAAACAGGUUACCAUUGUAAUUAGAAAAGUAAGUCAGUUGUUUUGCGUCAUACCCGUGGUAUACUGUCUCUUAUGAACUGGGUGGUUCGAGCCAUGAAUGCUGAUUGGCUGACAGCCGUGGAAUAUCAGACCGUAUCCCACGCGUAUGACAAAAAAAAUUCUUUACUGCUCUAAUUACGUUGGUAACCACUUUAUAAUAGCAAUAAGGCACCUCUGGGGUUUGUGAUAUAUAGGCAAUAUACCAUGGCUAGGGCUGUAUCCAGGCACUCUGUGUUGCGUCGUGCUUAAGAACAGCCCUUAGCCGUGGUAUAUUUGCCAUAUACCACACCCCCUCGAGCCUUAUUGCUUAAAUAUACCACAGCUUUCUGGAUCAAAUGAUUAUAAUAAUGUAUGUGUCAAUUUUAAAUUGCACUCUUUUUUUGUAUCACGUACAAAUGUAAAAAUUUUGCAAUUUUAGUCCAAAAGGUUGAAAAUGUUUGUGUGAUCUUUUUUGUUUGGGCAAAAAAUAAACCUCAAU